AUGACUGCCCUCGAGCAGGCUAUCGCCCUGUGCAAGCAGGUCGACGAGAUCUGCGAAAAAGGAAUGGAAACUCCGGAACAAUGCAUCAAGCUGUUAGAUAAACUGUCGAAAAUUCCAAUGAGCAUAAAAAUUAUCGAAGUAAUCGAUAUUAUUCGUAGAUUUUCAGAAAUAUACGUUUGUAGGAAACUAAAAUCGGAAUCAAAGUGAAUAUGAUGCGGAAGAAAGUGCCAGAUGAGGCGAUCGCCAAACGAGCCAAGAACAUUAUAAAAGUAAGUUGUUUUAUUCUUUUAUUAUUAUUGAUUUUGCCAAUUAUUGAAUUCAGGAGUGGAAGAAUAUCGUCGACGGAAAAACGAGCAAGCCAGACGACGAUGCUCCGCCGGCGAAGAAACAACGGAAGGAGAGCGUCGAAGAGCCAAAGGCCAAAAAAGAAAAGUCAGAGGUUACGUUCAAAAAGCCAGAAUCGUCGACUCGGGCCUCGAUUGUGGCCGACUUCGUGAGCGCUUCGUUCCGCCUGCUCAUCUCCAGAAGGACGAUACUCGUUUGAAAUCGGCUCAAUUGCUACUAUCUGCUCUUCGUCACGGAGAAAUGCCUCAAGGAACGCUCGAUACGGAAGAGCUGGCCGUGCAGAUCGAAGAGAAGCUCUACACCGUACGAUCCGUUAGGAUGUUGUUUUCUAAUGAGCCAUUUGAUUCCAGGUUCAUCGCGACACUAACCGCAAUUACUCUGCCGCCGUGCGCAGCCGCGUUUUCAACCUUCGCGACAAGAAGAAUCCGGCUCUCCGUGAGAACGUUCUUACUGGAGUCGUCCGUGCCGAGAAGUUCGCCACGAUGACUUCCGAGGAAAUGGCGUCUCCGGAAAUUCGUGAGAUGCGCGACAAGUUCACCAAGGAAGCCAUAAUGGAGCACCAAAUGAGUGUGCAAACAGGUAAGAUAAAUAGAAGUCGGUUCAGAAGAAAACGUUUUCGUUGCAGGAACCCCAUCGGAUAUGUUCAAGUGCGGAAAGUGCGGCAAGAAGAACUGCACCUACACCCAACUACAGACCCGCUCUUCCGACGAACCGAUGACCACAUUCGUCUUUUGUCUCGAGUGCGGAAACCGCUGGAAGUUCUGCUAA
Messenger RNA from Caenorhabditis sp. 36 PRJEB53466, 1113 nucleotides. The record is from the annotation of a GenBank genome assembly. Lineage: Eukaryota; Metazoa; Nematoda; Chromadorea; Rhabditida; Rhabditidae.